AUGGCACCUCCCUCUAAGAAGCGCAAAACCGCCAUCCCCGAAAUAUCCUUCGACUCUGCUGCCCGCGAAGAAUAUUUGACCGGUUUCCACAAGCGCAAGCUCGCGCGUCAGAAGCUCGCCGAGGAGGAGAACGCCAAAAAGGAAAGGGCAGAGAGGCUGCGAUUCCGCGCCGAGGUACGCAAGCAGCGCAAAGAAGACUUGGAGAAACAUGUGGAGGAGGUGAACCGGUUAGUCAGGCAAGCGAACGGCGAUCUCAGCGAAGCCAGUGGAGAAGACGAGGACCCCGAAAACGAGGAAUGGAGCGGCAUUGCAGAGCCCGCGGCGCCUAAGCCCUCCACCACGGAUAUCAACCAGGAAGAAGAAUUCGUAGACGAAGACAAAUAUACAACCGUCACCAUCGAAAGCGUCGGCAUAUCCAAACACGGAUUUGAGAAGCGCGGCGGCGACGAGGAAGCGGAGGACGCAAACAAAGAGAAAAGGGUGUGGACGAAGGAGCCGCCAAAAAGCAACAAGCCGAAGAAGAAGAAGAUCAAAUUCCGGUAUGAGACGAAGACGGAGAGGAAGGUGGAACGGGUGAAGCAGGGGUUGAAGAAGAAAAAGUUGGCGGCGAAGAGGAAGGCGGAUUAG
Molecule: messenger RNA, 627 nt
Organism: Didymosphaeria variabile
Lineage: Eukaryota; Fungi; Ascomycota; Dothideomycetes; Pleosporales; Didymosphaeriaceae
Exons: 2
Coding region: 1-627 (208 amino acids)
Cellular component (GO): nucleolus
Molecular function (GO): RNA binding
Source: RefSeq, a predicted model, not a curated record